AUGGAUCACUCCAACAUCUACAGACGACGAGGCUUCCAGUCUGGCAACAUUUUGGGAGACCCGUUUGCGCUCGCCACCACGUCUAUUGCUUUUCUUGCGUGGCUUAUCACCAUUGUCGGAUGCGUCAUCGGCCAGAUUCAAGAGACAUCCGACGACCCAUUCCCCAAGUUCGCUUGGUGGGCAAGUAUAUACAGCUUCUUCCUGAUCAUCGGCAUUUUCUAUGUUGUCGGCAGCGACACAAUUCAAACCUAUCAUGUGGCGAUUACGGGAUACACUGCUGGAGGCAUGGUGCUGGUAACCUCGUCCGUCAACUCGCUGGUAUACUCAAAGAACGGAGCUAGAGAGGCUGCGGCUGCUGGCUUUAUCCUCCUGUCCAUGGUUGUGCUCGUGUGGACUCUGUACUUUGGAUCAACACCUUCUGCUACUCCCCGUGCUUUCCUGGACUCCUUCGCCCUGACCAAGGAAUCGGCCACCAUGCAGCGACAAACCAUGAGCAACUAUGGCGGAGGCAUGGGCCGUCCCGAGACGUCCAAUUCUGUCCAGCCUCCGCAAAUGUACACAUCUGCCCAGCUCAAUGGCUUCGAAAAUCCUUCUCCCGUUGGCGGCGCCUCUCAAGUCGGUGGAGGACGCGGCUCCAACGUUCCUGGCUUUGGUGCUGGACCGGCCCAGAUCAAGGUGACGGGCCCUGACGCUGAAGUAGUACCACCCACCGAAUAUCCCUAUCGAGCAAAGGCCAUUUACAGCUACGAGGCCAACCCCGACGACGCCAACGAGAUCUCCUUCGCAAAGCACGAAAUCCUAGAAGUAUCCGAUGUCAGUGGUCGAUGGUGGCAAGCGCGAAAAGAAACCGGAGAGACUGGUAUCGCACCCAGCAACUAUCUCAUUCUGUUAUGA
This is a messenger RNA of Trichoderma harzianum CBS 226.95, 894 nucleotides long. RefSeq lists its product as hypothetical. Gene Ontology annotation, molecular function: protein binding. The record is from RefSeq and is a predicted model, not a curated record. The coding region runs from base 1 to 894 and encodes 297 amino acids. The transcript has 3 exons. NCBI's taxonomy places the organism in Eukaryota, Fungi, Ascomycota, Sordariomycetes, Hypocreales, Hypocreaceae.